GCUCGGCUUGGUCAAGGGAUGGCAGCCAUCGAAAAAACACGACAAGCAGUGCUACCUGAUGCAUGUCGUUUACAAUUCGAAGGGCGACGUUCUGGCAGGUGCGAAAGGGGCGAUUCUCUCGCGGGAUCUGUUCCAGGGGUUUGGUGGGGGGGCUUUGAGGACCCCUUUCUACACUGAAGUCGCGGAGGGAGGUCUGGUUUCGGCUAGGGAGUUUUUUGACGAGGUCGAGAAAAGCGACUUCGACCUCGACGAUCCCUGCCAAAUUUCGAGCGAGCUCGAACUGUCGCUUCCUGUGCAAAUGUGCUCCGGGUUCGUUUCCAGUGGGGCUCCCACCGAAGGCGAGGAAAUGGGUUCCGGUGGUUCAGUACAGCCCCAACAGGGUGAGGAACGUGGUCGCUUCGAUGACAGCGAGGAGGAAGAAGAGGAGGACACGCGAGUUUCGCAGCAUAGACUCGGAGAUCGCGGGACGCUGAGAAUUCCGGGGGCUGAGAGAGGGGCAACGGUCGUCAAGCAGCCGUCGACGUUAGGUGGCGUUCGCGCCUUGGGGUCGAAGGACAGGACAGUUGGCGUCGUUUCCGGUGGGGAGGGAGGGGAACAGCACUCUACACAAAAGAGAAGGGGAGGUUCUGAGGGGGAGGCGUCAGGACUUAAAAAGAAGCAGAAGACAAAGAUUCCACAGCAGUCAUGGGGGAAAAGGAAGGGAGUUGAGGGGCAUGUCGGCGCGUCGAGUCAAAAGCGCCCGGCCUCGGCUCAGAAGCCACCCCAAUCGGCCCCUGUCCAGCCCAGAGGUGUCAUCGACAUCGACGCGGCAUACUUCCUAGAAUGGAAAAACGGCGUGCGAACAAAGCGGGAGUUCGCCAUUAACCCGUCGCAAGUCAUCGACAUCGGCGUGUGGGAGGCGGCCUACAACCAGUGUUCCUUGGAUCCCGUGGAAAUACGGGACAUUAUUGACGCAAUGACGACGGCCUACUCUCAGGCCGAGAAGACUUACGAGUUGCCGACACUAAAGCUCGCGCCUCUCGGGCUGGUUAAACCGACGCCCGGGGUGCAGGCGGAUCGUCUGAAGCCGGAGGACUGGAAGGACGAGCUGGCAGGGCAAUACUACUACUACGCUGUGGCGGGCCAGCAUAACGCGGCUGCGGCCAGGGCGCUGCUUGGCACCGAUGUGGCGGUGAGGUACAACUUCGAGCGCUGGCCUGCACGAAUGGUGUACUUCUCCGACGAGGACUUUGAGGGGUACUUUCUGGUCAGCGCUGAGGACAACAAGAAAGACCUGAAGGCCCCUCCGAGACAGCUGAAACUCUCCAUGAGAGGCAUUCGGUGGUGUUGGAAGGAAUUGGGUUACCCGAAAGCUGUUAUGGGUAACCUCAGCAGGAAACAGGCGCAGGUGGAGGCAUGGCGAAGAAUUUGUGCGGAGGUGCUCCAAAAGACGUCGUACAAUCACUUGUGGACUCUCGCUGAUGACAAGACCGAGCAAGGAAUCAAGAAACAAAACGCUGCCCUUCGCUUUUAUUUCCCGCUCGCGAUGGCAGAAAAAAACACAUGGGAAACCGGGAUGGAAUUUUUCAAGAGAUGGGAAACGGGCAGACUGCUGGCACCGGAAGGAGCGAAGUGGAUCGCGAAGAAGAAGAAGGUGCAGGGCCUCAAGCUAGGUGUGAGCCACAUCGAAAACGAGAAGGACGGGCGAAAGAGUUACGGUGCCUUGAUCGACGCCGGCGAAGAGUCCCUCACCAGUGUUGUCUUCGACACUGGUGCACCUGAGGAGGAUAGCGACACCGAAGAAAUUGACAUCGACUACCGCCUUGCUCCGGUGCUCCCAUCCCCGGCCUCCUCGUCGGCGAGUCCCUCAACAAACCAGCCCGCACAAGCGACGCCCGUGCAGAGGACCCCUAGUAAGCUGUUGGCAAGAUUGACACCUCGGCCUGCUGCGUCUCCUCCUCUGCGUCCAGGGUGUCAAGUCCCCCUGCAACAUCCUUCUCGGAAGGAUGAGAACAUCCACUUCGAAGGGCACGACCACACUCGUUCCACGGAGGCAGACUGGGGUCAUGACAUGAUUUGGCACCCGGGGACGAUCCAGCCCGCAAUUCGGAAGGGGGAGUGGGUCAUGGCCAUAGUCGACACUGACGGGGAAUGGAAGCCGUCCGAGCGCCUCGCCAAGUCCGACUACUUGGAUAUCGCGAGGAGUGCUGUGGUGGACAAAGUGACGUUAGAGAACAGCAACCUGCAGCCUGCCGACUCGGCCAUCAUUGCCACUGCUGAUCGCUUGUUUCGGAAACUUCAUGACAAGCAGUGGUUGGAACUCUCUGACGAUUUCUACGACCUCGAGAUGAGCCCUUCGAAGAAAAAGAUGAACUGGAAAGUACCCCCGUCGACAGGGACCCAGGGUAGUGUGGGAGAAGGACCUCGGAGCCCCCCCGGGGCCGGAGGGGGGGGAGGCAGUGGUCACGAGGAAGGAGGUCGCGGAGUCAGUGGCCAUACGAAAUCAGGGGGAAGCGCGUCGGCAUCAUCGCCUGGCCCUGGCGAUCAGGGCAGGAUCGUGCACAGCGGCGUGGGGGAAGGGGGGGUGAACGUCACACACUCCCCAACAGCAGGGAGCGGCAAGUCGAGGAAGUUCGCCCGCAUCCGAACUUCGCAGACGGAGGACCCAGUGCCCGUGGAGGCAGCGAAGUCGGCCGGCAUCCGCACUUCGAUGACUCUGGAGCAGGCGGCCCUUCCCUCGUGGACUGCUUUUGGCUCCUCCGCUGAAGUAGGGUGGGGCUCAUGUGAAGGGGAUCCUGUCUCCGCCGUGAAGGGCAAGUCCGCGGGCAUCCCUACCAGGGCGGACGACGUUCAGGCGAGUGUACCGUCGGAGGAGGUAGGAACAGAGGAAGGUCCUACGUCUGUUCGUACAGACGACCACUCCUUGGGAUCCGCCUUCAUGCGGCUGCAAGGAGCCAAGUCGCGUGAGACUGACGGGGGGGAAGAAUGGGUGAAAGUCGAGGGCGGGGAAGAAGGGGGAGAAUGGGAGGAGGGGGGAGAAGGAGACGAAGGGCGAGAGACGGAGUUGAUUACAUUGCGCGACGACAAAGACAGUGAAGAAGGAGGACUCAGUAUUACAGACGAGGAAAGGGUGGAUGCCGGAGACGAGGAUGUCUGUGGGGAGACAUCUGAUUCGUUCGGUCUGGUGUACGCCAGACCAGGUGAAGGUGAUAUCGACGACGACGCGACGGCGAUGAAGAUGGAGAUGCAGGUGGUUAGUGGCCUUUCGGUGGACCACGAAGAAUAUGACGCCCACCACCAGGCCACGGCGGUGCGUCCCCCCGACGGGGGCAACGAGGCUAUCAUGACAGUGAGCCUGGCGAAAAUGACUCGCCGUCUUAGCGUCAAAGAGGUCAUCGAUACCAUACUGGGCGGCGAGCAAGUUCAAACACUUUCGUCCACCCCGUCAAAAGACGAUGCCCUAGUGAGCAACGAAACUUUCGUGGCCAGGGACUUGGCGCUCAUCCAGCCGUGGUUUCCGGUACCCUCGUCACCGCUCACAGGAGGAAGGGGGGGGGGKGUUGGGGGCGGCCAGCACGUCACGUCCCCAAAAAAGUGCAGGGUAGGCACUCCGGCCCUGGCUGUCCUCGCCUUACUAGCGCCCACGUCGCCGACGAAGGAGCAGAAAGAAAAACAAGCUGGUAAGCAUUGACGAUCGUCGCGAUGUCAGCACUCCCGCGUUUCGGUUUAUGCCCCACGUUAGAUGGACAAAAUUUCGCUUCACUUGUCAGCGAGGACCAAUUUUCCUCUUGUUCUUUAACACACCGUCACGCUCAUUCUGCGACCGCUCAUCCGCUCCUCCCUCUACAAGUCCUCUGUCGCCGUCUCGACUUUCUAUCUCUGGCCGACACCUGUAGUGUGGAUACCGGCGGACUACAAGAUAGACCGUCCGAUAAACGUAUUUCACAGCG
This is a messenger RNA of Chara braunii, 3929 nucleotides long. The record is from the annotation of a GenBank genome assembly. Lineage: Eukaryota; Viridiplantae; Streptophyta; Charophyceae; Charales; Characeae.